AUGUCGUUUUUCAGACGCAAGGACAAAAAUCUCAUCCCCCCGGCGGACGCUGGGGCGGCCUCUGGUACUCGUGGCUCUUCUCGCAGUGUCUCCCCUCUUCCUAGUUACCGCUCUAACGCCAGUACCUACGUUCCUAGCAGAGACGGGCCCAAUCCUCACGAUAAUCACGACUCUCCCGCAGCAAAAGUCCCUCCCCCAUCCGACCCUACGCUGGACCGUGCACGCAGUGAACUCUUUGCAGGGUACAAUCCCAACAGGGCAGGCUCUGGUCGUUUCUUCGAUGGCCCCGAGCUUCCCCGGGAGCCCGCACACGGGGAGGAGAAUGACGACGACGUAGAGGGCAUCAAGCAACAGACAAGGUUUCUUAAACAAGAGAGCGUCACCUCCACCAGGAAUGCCCUUCGCCUUGCGAGAGAGGCAGAAGAAACCGCUACAGGUACCUUAACCCGGCUUGGCGACCAAUCGGAGAAAUUGGCCAACACAGAACGUCAUCUCGAUGUCGCCAAAGGCCAUACACACAGGGCUGAAGAUCAGAUCGAUGAGCUCAAACAACUCAACAGGUCGAUUUUCCGUCCAGUGAUUACCUGGAACAAGGACGCCAAACGAGCCGCCCAAGAUGCCAAGGUAAUGCAACGCUAUGAAGACGAACGUCGUGAGAGGGAGAAAGCCAUGACGGACAUUCGAGAGACGCAGAACAGACUGGGCCGCGCCAUGACCUACGGUCAGCAAGACGAAGAGGGGGUGUCAGGUGCUGGCGUCUCCAGAGCCUCCACCCAAGCUGCUGGGCAGCUCGCAGCGCAGAAGGAGCAACGAAAGCGUUACCAGUUUGAAGCGGGAGCAUCAGAUGAUGAAAUUGAGGAUGAGCUGGAUAACAACUUGAAUGAAAUAUCCGACGUUGCAAAGAGACUGAAAGCCCUUGGGACAACCAUGGGACAAGAGCUUGAUGCUCAGAAUCAGCGACUGGAUGUUAUCGGAAAGAAAACUACGGAACUUGAUGGUGGCGUCUUCAGACAGACCGAAAGGGUGUGUGGCCUCACAUAA
Pisolithus orientalis is the source of this 1041-nucleotide messenger RNA. RefSeq lists its product as uncharacterized. The transcript is spliced from 2 exons. The record is from RefSeq and is a predicted model, not a curated record. NCBI's taxonomy places the organism in Eukaryota, Fungi, Basidiomycota, Agaricomycetes, Boletales, Pisolithaceae. Gene Ontology annotation, molecular function: syntaxin binding; SNAP receptor activity. Gene Ontology annotation, biological process: exocytosis; vesicle fusion. Gene Ontology annotation, cellular component: SNARE complex; plasma membrane. Bases 1 to 1041 code for a protein of 346 amino acids.